Molecule: messenger RNA, 2158 nt
Organism: Rhopalosiphum padi (bird cherry-oat aphid)
Lineage: Eukaryota; Metazoa; Arthropoda; Insecta; Hemiptera; Aphididae
Gene: Tfb4
Product: general transcription factor IIH subunit 3
Exons: 1
Coding region: 998-1915 (305 amino acids)
Biological process (GO): regulation of DNA-templated transcription; nucleotide-excision repair
Cellular component (GO): transcription factor TFIIH core complex; transcription factor TFIIH holo complex
Source: RefSeq, a predicted model, not a curated record
AAAGGAUUCAAGGAAUAUUUUUAGUUUCCAUAAUUUUUGUAAUGCAGUGCUUAUUCUGAUUAGCCUGUCUGCUGUCAUCCGUUUAAUGUGUUUAUACUUGAAUAAUUAUAUCUUAAUUUGUAUUUUGUACUAUAUAGUACACUCAUGCACUACUAGUAUAUCAUGUACUUAUAUUUAGCUGCCAUUACCAAGAUAUUAUAUCGUCAAUAUAUGUAGUCCUAAACAGUAAAGUAAACAACGAUGAUUACUACAAAAUAGAUAGGUACCUAUUCAGUAUUUACUAUUAGGCUCUAGGUAGCAGCUGUUGCUGCAGCCGUGAUUUUAUGUUUAAUAUCUAAACUCUAAACAAAUACAUUUAUAUACGUAUAAUGUAUAAUAAAUAUCCAUGAAAAAAACUCGAAUUAGUCGAAUUACUAUCAUCAGUAUCAUUUAUCUGUGGUGCAAAAAAUAUGUUCAAUGCAUAAUGGUCUACGAUUCAAAAUUCAAAUGAUACAAUGGCUGUAAUGCUGUAUGUCAGAUGUCUGUUGAUUGUUGAAUCUUGAAUGUCGAUAAAAAGAAAGAACUAAUAGAACGUCAUAUUAGGUUCACUAUACCGUGGUUUAUUUUAGAUAAUAUAGUUUGCGUCAAACUGUUCUAAGAGAUUGUAACUUUUAUCAUUUUAUCAUAUUUUUAUAGAGUCUUAGGUCUUGAGUACUCUAAUUGGCUGUGGCAGUUGUGCCUUGUGCGGCAUCGGGUAUCGGGGUUUGGUAUUUACUAUUUAAUUUAUGUUAUUGUAAUGUAUAAUGUUAGUUAACACUAGAAGCUUAAAUUAUUAUUAUAAUAUUAAUUAUUUUACUGUUUAAAAUUGCGAUUUUCCGUUCGAAUUAUUUAUUACCGAGUUUAGUUUGAAUGUAACUAAUAAGUAUUGUUUUAAUUAUCUAAAAGAGAAAAUACUGUACGUAAUUUAUCUAGUGAAUUGUUGAAAAUUGAAUUUGGAUUGAUAGUGAAUGCAAGCAAAAUGCAAUCAGAAACACCAAAGAAAAUUUUUUCCAGUCUUCUGGUAAUAAUCCUUGAUGUUAACCCAGCUCAAGACACAUUACUUAGCGGAGAAAUAAAGCUAUCGUCCAUACUUAGUUCCGUUGUUGCUUUUGCUAAUUCUCACUUAAUGCUUCGGACCCAUAAUAAAGUUGCAGUGCUUGCAUCUGACCCAAAUAGUUGUGAUUUUAUAUAUUCCGAUCAAGAUGAACUUGAUUUUAAAAAGAAAACAGUCAGUAGUUGUAAAAUGGCAGGAAGCCAAUAUGAAUUGUUCAGUCACAUAGAUCGUUCUAUCAAAUUUAAUAUAGUGAAAUUCCUCAAGGAUGCGGCUGAAGAACCACAUAUGUCUAGAGAUACCGUCUUUGGAGCAUCUUGUGCAAAGGCUUUAUGUUAUAUAAACAGAUUACAAAGUAAUCUAUUUCCAGGUGAAACAAUGAAUUCGAGAAUAUUAAUUAUAUCUGGUUGUGAUAAUGAAGGAGACAAGUACAUACGUUGUAUGAAUACAUUUUUCACAGCUCAAAAACAAAAUGUAGCUAUCGAUGUAUGUAGUCUUACCCAUGAUGUCACUCUAUUAAAACAAGCAUGUUAUAUCACAGAAGGUUCAUAUUUUCGUAUGCCUAAAUUAGAAGGAUUAUUACUGUAUUUACAAUGGAUAUUUUUAACUGAACCUUCUUCUAGAAAAAAAUUGGUUAUACCACUAGCUCCUCAAUUAGACUUCCGACCUUUUUGUUUUUGUCAUGGAACCCUGACAGCAAUUGGUUUUGUGUGUUCGUUAUGUUUAACUAUUUAUUGUAAAAUAAGUCCUAUUUGUACAACUUGUGAAGCAGUUUUCAAAGUACGAUCAGCCAUUGCAGUCAAACCUAAAAAGAAGAAAAUAAAAACAACAAAUGUAAAUAAUUAAGUUUGUUUUCAAUGUCAUUACCAUUACUCUUUUAUUUAAUGAUAAUUUUUAGAUAUAUAUGUAAUACUAAUAGUAAAAUUUAAAAAUGUAUGAAGUUGCAAAAUGUAUGAUUUAUUUGUACUUGUAUUUUAUAAAUUUUGUUAAUUACAAUAAUUAAACUUAAGAAUGUAUGUUAUAAAAAGAACAUUUUUAUAAAUAUUCUAAAAAAGACUGCUCUUAUUUAAUAUAUUUUUAGUUAUUGUA